CGCGCACACUGAACACUGUCUGGUGAAUUUCUACUACUAUGGACAAACCGCUCAGGGUGCAUACAAGUGUUUGACCGUGACUGCAGAGAGACCGGGGAUGGAAAAUGUACUAUAAACGUUGUUUGGAAAGUCUAUACCGAUUGCUGUGAAUCUCUGAGUGAAGAUGGCCUUCUUUCAGAACAACUUCUGGGGGGAGAAGAAUGCCGGCUUUGACGUGCUGUAUCACAACAUGAAGCAUGGCCAGCUGGCAACCAAGGAGCUAGCCGAGUUUGUCCGUGAGAGUGCUGCUAUUGAAGAGACCUACUCCAAAUCAAUGAGCAAACUCGCCAAGAUGGCCAGCAACGGAAGUCCACAGGGGACCUUUGCUCCCAUGUGGGAUGUGUUCAGGGUGUCAUCAGACAAACUCGCUCUCUGCCACCUUGAAUUGAUGAGAAAGAUGAAUGAUCUCAUCCGGGACAUCAACAAGUACGGAGACGAGCAGGUCAAAAUUCACCGCAAGACAAAGGAGGAGAUGGCGGGGACAGUGGAGGCGGUGCAGGCACUGCAAGUUCAGAGCGGUCACCUUCAGAAGUCAAAGGAGGGUUACCACGCCAAGUGUUUGGAGCUGGACCGGCUCAGGAAGGAGGGAGGUCCACAGAAAGAACUGGAGAAAGCGGAGCUGAAGUCUAAGAAAGCAGCUGAGUCAUUUGCGUUGUGCAUCGAGAAGUACAACCGCGUCGGAGGAGAGUUUGAGCAGAAGAUGAGCGAGUCUGCCCAGAAGUUUCAGGAGAUCGAGGAAGCCCACCUGCGGCAAAUGAAACAGCUGAUCAAAGGUUACUCCCACUCUAUAGAAGACACCCAUGUUCAAGUGGGACAGGUUCACGAGGAAUUCAAGCAGAAUGUGGAAAACAUCGGCAUCGACAACCUCAUCCAGAAAUUUGCAGAGCUGAAGGGCACAGGCAAAGACAGACCAGCUCUGGUUGGUUUUGAUGAGUACAUGACAGCUUUCGCACCUGAAGGUGGGAAAAAGAGUCGAGUGAAAACCUUUAGGAUCCCCGGCCUGGGCAAGCGGGACAAGGAGCCAGACUCUACAGACUCCGCAGUGACGGACGCACUGGACUUUAGAUGCUGUCAGAAAGCCACCACACAGACUGACGUGGAAGAAGAGGGUGAACAGCAAGUACUGAAUUCACCCCUGGAAGUAGACGAUGAGGGAUUUGUCAUCCGAGCUGACAGCGCACAGAAUGGCUGCUCUGAGGAGAAGGAGAACAACUUUUACUCCAGUGACUCAGACUUUGACGACGAGGAGCCCAAGAAGUUCCACAUCCAGAUCAGACCGGUCGCCAGCAGCAAUCGCAGUAACUCUGCUGCCACAGAGAAAGAGCUGAAAGCCACCGUGGGGGCGCUCACUCUGCCGCCUAACAGAGGGGAAAGGCAAAAGGUGUCUGUCAAGCGCCAUCUCUCCAGAAACUCAAGUACUGCAGGAGGUCGCUCAGAAGAGGGCGAGAGUUUCUCCACCAGGGAUGGAGAGCAGGAGGGCCUACGCAGGUCCACCUCCAGUCCUGAUCAUAGCAGGUUGAGUUCAACAGCGUCAGGCUCAGACAGUCUCUUUGGACCACCGCUGGAAUCUGCCUUCAAGUCCAAAAGCUUUGAUAGUCGGGAACAGCUUGUAGAGCACAGCGCUUUUGGUGCCUCUGAAUAUGCUGCCUUCUCGUCCGACUCCUCCUCUCCGGAGAACGUCGAAGACUCUGGCCUGGACUCGCCUUCCCAUCAGACCCUUGGGCCCUCCCCAGAGCCGGUGGGUUGGGCAGCUUGGCCUCCUGUGUCACAGAGUAAAGAACAGACACAAACACUGGGGCGACCUGCAGACCCUUUCCUCACUGCUUUCCGUGACCCCUCCCCUGGUCGGAGUCCUCACCCACAGGACGACCCCGCCAGUAUAUGGUCCGUCGCCCCGUCACGUUCCUCUCGUGUCCCCCAAGAUAUGGACCCCACAUCCAUGCGGUUCCCUGCUUUCUCCCAAUCCCUCCCCCCACCUGAGAUGGAGUCAUCUGUGUGGAACUGCAAACACAUCCCCCCAGAGGACCCCUUCCUCGCUGCGUUUGAGAGGACUGUCACCCAGGACAAUUUAAAUCUGUCUGACGCCUGGGCGCGCCCACCGCCUCGCCCGACCCAGGAGGUCAGGGGAAUGGAGGUGCGUGGAGACCCAUUCUCCAUGACCCUCGCUGACACUAAGACACUUCCAACCUCAUCCUCCUCCUCCUCUUCAUCCUGCUCUAAUCGUAAAGACAGAGACAGGAAACGAGAUAGGAGCCUUCCGCCUCCUGUUUCUUCUGAUGACCCGUUUGCGAUCACGAUGAUUGGCAGCCCAACGCACCAGUCGUCACUGGCUGCAGCAGCUGGGUUAAUCCCUCCACAAAGCGGCAGCGGCGGUGGUGUCUCUACCAUUAGCAAUAGACUGGGACUCGAUGCUAAUUCAAGCUCUUUGCCCACCGCCCAGCCCAAGAAGGAGCUGAUGCACUGGAACUCUGUCCACAACCCGUUUAGUGACGGUGCCUCUGGAACGCUGGGUAGAUCCAAAACACAGGAAGGAGGAGGAAAAGGAGAUGGAGCAGGAGAGAGGAGAAAACAUCGAUCAUCAGAAAGUGAGCCACGCAGGAAUGCCCCUCCACUCACGAGGCAUUCAGGACCACAGGAGGAUCUGUGUUUUUCCACAGACAAAGAUCAAGACUGCCUGGAUCUGAACACUCAGAUAACAUGCGGCUCUCACAAGGGUUCCAAGCCUAACUUCAGACAGGACACAACUGAAGCAGUUGCAGCUGCUCCCCCGAGAGCAGCCCGGGCCAAGAGGACUUCAGGCCGACUCAGCGGCUGUGAGAGGUCCCGGUCUCUGUGCUCCUCCCCACUGCCAGAGCCCAGUCCCUCCCUCACCUCCUCCUCCUCCUCCAGCCCCAGUGAGUGGGGGCCUCAGGUCAGAGAGAACGACUGGGGGGGUCAGAACCGAGCACCCAGUCCUGCCAGGGUAGGACAAGCUUCACCGUUGCCCUACCAGGACCACCAACAAAGGCCUUUGCACCUGUCGCGAGGUCCCAGUCCCAUUUCCCUCAGCACACAGGAGGCCUGGCCGGUGGCCGCAGCCAUAACAGAAUAUAUAAAUGCCUAUUUCAAAGGUGGACAGCACAACCGCUGCCUGGUGAAGAUCACGGGCGACCUGACGAUGUCCUUCCCUGCGGGCAUCACCCGGAUUUUCACAGCCAACCCCAACGUUCCUGUGCUCAGCUUUAGACUUGUCAACAUCUCAAGGAUCGAUCACUUCCUGCCAAAUCAAAAGCUGCUCUACAGUGAUCCCUCUCAGAGUGAUCCAGACACCAGAGACUUCUGGUUCAACAUGCAGGCACUGCAGCUCUACCUGCAGAGAGAAGCUGAACUAAACCCUCAGGCCUCGUACUACAACGUUGGCCUUCUCAAGUAUCAGGUGUCGUCUCAGGACCCUGGUCGGGCUCCCCUCCUGCUGUCUGCAGAGUGUCAGCGUAGCGGCACAGUGACCCGGGUGUCCCUGGAUUACCACUGUUGCCCCGCCACCGCGCCCUCUACCCAGCUCACCGCUGUCCAGGUGCUGCUGCCGUUAGACCACACUGCCACAGACCUGCAGUGCCAACCACCCGCCUCCUGGAACGCUGAGGAAAGACGGCUGCUGUGGAAACUCCCCAACAUCUCCCCGACCAACCACAGCAAAG
This is a messenger RNA of Micropterus salmoides (largemouth bass), 3716 nucleotides long. It is a transcript of the gene fcho1, whose product is annotated as FCH and mu domain containing endocytic adaptor 1. Lineage: Eukaryota; Metazoa; Chordata; Actinopteri; Centrarchiformes; Centrarchidae. Gene Ontology annotation, cellular component: cytoplasm; plasma membrane; clathrin-coated pit. Gene Ontology annotation, biological process: clathrin-dependent endocytosis; clathrin coat assembly. The record is from RefSeq and is a predicted model, not a curated record.